Molecule: messenger RNA, 1337 nt
Organism: Saprolegnia diclina VS20
Lineage: Eukaryota; Oomycota; Saprolegniomycetes; Saprolegniales; Saprolegniaceae
Product: 50S ribosomal protein L4e
Exons: 1
Coding region: 85-1242 (385 amino acids)
Biological process (GO): translation
Cellular component (GO): cytosolic large ribosomal subunit; ribosome
Molecular function (GO): structural constituent of ribosome; RNA binding
Source: RefSeq, a predicted model, not a curated record
GCCGCUGACCAAUCGUUUGCCGGUGGCGGACUCGAGGUCAUUCGAAAAUUCGUCCGUCUUAGCACCAGCGACUUUUCUACCAACAUGGCUGCUGCUCGCCCCGUUGUCUCUGUGCUCUCGAUCGCCGACGAGGCCGUCAAGGUCGUCUCGCAGAUCGCGCUCCCCGCGGUCCUCACGGCGCCCAUCCGCCCGGACGUCGUCACCUUCGUGCACACCCAGAUGAACAAGAACAACCGCCAGGCGUACGCCGUCUCGCGCAAGGCCGGCCACCAGCACUCGGCCGAGUCGUGGGGCACGGGCCGCGCUGUCGCGCGUAUUCCCCGUAUCUCGGGCGGCGGUACCCAGCGUGCCGGCCAGGGUGCGUUCGGUAACAUGUGUCGUUCGGGCCGCAUGUUCGCGCCCACGCGCAUCUGGCGCAAGUGGCACCGCAAGAUCAACGUGAACCAGCGCCGCUUCGCCGUGGCGUCGGCUCUCGCUGCUUCGGCCGUGCCUUCGCUUGUCCUCGCCCGCGGUCACCGCAUCGAGCAGGUCUCGGAGAUCCCGCUCGUCCUCGACGACUCGGUUGAGUCGACGCAGAAGACGGCCGCCGCCAUGAAGAUCCUCGCCAAGAUCGGUGCCCACGCCGAUGUCGAGAAGGUCAAGGACUCGAAGAAGAUCCGCACGGGCCGUGGCAAGAGCCGCAACCGUCGCUACUCGUUGAAGAAGGGCCCCCUCUUCGUCUACGCCCACGCCAACGGCAUCGAGAAGGCCUUCCGCAACAUCCCGGGUAUCGAGCUCGUCCCGGUCGAGCGCCUCAACCUCUUGAGCCUCGCCCCCGGUGGUCACGUCGGCCGCUUCAUCGUCUGGACCAAGUCCGCCUUUGAGCAGCUCGACACGAUCUACGGCACGUACACCAAGAAGUCGGCCGUCAAGUCGGACUACACGCUCCCGCGCCACGUCAUGACGAACGCCAACUUGGGCCGUCUGAUUAACUCGGAUGAAAUCCAGUCGGUCAUCCGCGCCGGUAUCUACAAGAACACGCGCCGUGCUCACAAGAAGAACCCGCUCAAGAACCUCGGCGCCAUGGUCAAGCUCAACCCGUACACGCUUGUCGCCCGCCGUGCCGAGCUCCGCGCCGAAGCCCUCCGCAAGGAGAAGAAGGGUGCCCUCGUCGCCGCCAAGCGCAACAUCAAGUCGACGAAGAACGACCCCAAGCGCAAGGCUCAGUCGAAGGCUCUCUUCGCCAAGAACGCCUCGGACUAAGUUGUUCCUUGAGACCACAGGAAGUCAGCAGCUUCCGCAGCCACCACGCGCUGUUAAUUCUUCAUGGAUCAACAUGCAUGGUUGUUGUGUCAUUA